UGCUCACAUUCUAUCAGGGUAUCAUCAAAGGCCACUUUGUGUUUCUCUCCUGCACCAUUCCCUCCGCCUAAUUCCGCAAAAAUCGUGCAGUAUCUACGAAAGCAACGAGGGCCGGCCGGUCGCUAGAUCGUCAGUGGAAAUUCUUUUAGGCUGGCAGUGGCAGCAGCCAGCAGGCCCUUUUCCCUUUCAUCUCUGUCUCCAUGCCACUGCUCUACAUACCUUUGAGAUCGAGAGGUGCUCCCAUGGUGUGGUGAUGAUGGAACGUGUGAACUAACUGCUUCUUUUGGUUCCAAACUAUAAGACGGUUUGGUUUUUCCGGAUAAAUUGCAGAAAGCAGGUGAUGACAGCCUGACACUCUGCUCAUCACACAGAAAAUUCUCAGCUCACCUCCCAAGCUUGGAACAUAUAUGUUGAGAGGAAGUGGGAUUGGCAUAUGUUGCAGGUUGGCUAGGGAUUGCCGCCCCAGCUGGCUGGUUAUAUAUUAGGCUGUCGCCGCCAAAGAAAGAAAGGCCUGCUUCUUCACCUCGCGCUCCAGGUUCAUGUUUUGAGCGUGUACAGUGCAUGUGGUUUCAGAAAUGGGGACGCUGGCGUGCCCAUGGAGAUCUGGCCACCUCUUUGCUUUCAUCACCUUCGCCGUGCUGUUCUUCUCGACUUCAUUUGCCGGGAGACAGUACAGUUUCUUGAUGGAUCAAGAUGCCCUACGUCAACAAGAAGGAGAGGGAGCACGAACUGAGCAGAAGGAAGCGCUAGUGCCACUGGUGCAAGCUCGGCGGCUCAGCGUCAAGACGAACGAUUACAGCAGCUAUGACCCUUCCCCGUCCAUGGACAAGCCACACUCCAAGCUCAUACCGAACUGAUCAAUCAUGUACCCGUCCAGGUUGCAGCAGUCGAGUUGCCGAUGAGAAAUUUAACAGCUUAAAUGUGUGCCUGAUUUAUAUAUACAGAAGCAUUAUAUUACUAGGCUUGCUUAAACUGUUCUCAUGACAUCUAAUAUCAUAUUAUUAUAGAUGUGACAUAUAGAUGUUUACUUCUUCUU
Zea mays is the source of this 1036-nucleotide messenger RNA. RefSeq lists its product as uncharacterized. The record is from RefSeq and is a predicted model, not a curated record. Bases 576 to 857 code for a protein of 93 amino acids. The transcript has 4 exons. Lineage: Eukaryota; Viridiplantae; Streptophyta; Magnoliopsida; Poales; Poaceae.